AAUCCAAACGCGAAGUGAAUGAUACGCGUCUGCGAUUGGAUAAACGGCACACGCUUAUUAACAUAUUCAUAAGAGCGUGGGGCGUGUGCUCCGUUUUCAGCAAUAUAUCUGUUUAGAUGUACAGGAUCCUUAGUGGAAAAGAAAGGAAUGAUGACUGCAACUGGAACAGCAGCGUCUAACAGGAGGCAAACUAAAGACAGCAACAAAACAGAGGGAGCUGGAAAACAAAACCUGGGGCAAUGGGGCAGGGCCUGGGAAGUGGACUGGUUCUCACUCAUCAGCGUGAUUCUGCUCCUCUCUCUGGCUCCCUUCAUCGUCUUCUUCUUCAUUAUGGCCUGUGACCAAUACCAGUGUUCGGUCACCCAGCCUCUGCUGGACCUCUACAGUGGAGAGGCUAAGCUUUGGUCAAUUUGGAAACUCACCCCUGCUUUCAGUUGGACCGCUGCCAAGAUAUAUGCUGUUUGGGUCUCCUUUCAGGUUGUCCUGUUCAUGUGUGUUCCUGACAUUAUUCACAAGUUACUGCCUGUCUACGUUGGUGGCAUUCAGGGUGGGGCGCGCACUCCAGCAGGUUACAUAAACAAGUAUGAAAUCAAUGGCCUGCAGUCAUGGAUCAUUACCCACAUCCUGUGGUUUGCUAAUGCCUAUCAUUUUCAUUGGUUUUCCCCUACCAUCAUUAUUGACAACUGGAUCCCAUUGCUUUGGUGUGCCAAUAUUCUGGGGUAUACUGUUGCUACUCUGGCUUUUGUCAAGGCCUAUCUCUUUCCCACCAAUGCGGAAGAUUGCAAAUUCACAGGAAAUUUCUUUUAUGACUACAUGAUGGGAAUUGAAUUUAACCCCCGCAUCGGAAAAUGGUUUGACUUCAAGCUAUUUUUCAAUGGGCGGCCUGGGAUUGUGGCCUGGACACUCAUUAACUUAUCUUACGCUGCCAAACAGCAGGAACUCUAUGGCCAAGUCACAAACUCCAUGGUAUUAGUCAACGUGCUCCAGGCAGUUUAUGUCUUGGACUUUUUCUGGAAUGAGGCCUGGUAUUUAAAGACCAUUGACAUCUGUCACGACCACUUCGGCUGGUAUCUGGGUUGGGGAGACUGUGUGUGGCUGCCCUUCUUGUACACCUUGCAGGGCCUGUAUUUGGUAUACCACCCAGUGCAGUUGUCCACCAUCUAUGCCAGUGGGGUCCUCCUCCUGGGGCUGUUUGGCUACUACUUGUUCCGCACGACCAACCAUCAGAAGGAUCUCUUUCGGCGUACUGAUGGCAAAUGCACCAUCUGGGGCCGCAAGCCGGCAUACGUAGAGUGCGCCUACAGCUCAGCAGAUGGUCACAAGCACCACAGCAAGCUGCUGAUCUCUGGCUUCUGGGGCGUGGCACGCCACCUCAAUUAUACAGGUGACCUCCUGGGCUCGUUGGCUUACUGCCUGGCCUGUGGGGCCAGCUACCUACUGCCCUACUUUUACAUAGUUUACAUGACCAUCCUGUUAGUGCACCGGUGUAUUCGUGAUGAACACCGUUGUCACAACAAGUAUGGCAAGGACUGGAUACGAUACAGCAAUGCUGUGCCUUACAGACUACUGCCUGGGAUUUUUUAAGUUUAUUCAAGAGAAGAAAUUUAAAAUGUACGUCUCUCUGUAGGUUUAUGUAAAGGUCUGUUUAUAUGAAUGGGUGUGAAUGUGUCACAUUAUCAAUGUGUACUUUUAUGUAGUGUUGGGGAAGGAUGAUUUUUUUAAAAACUGAAAUAAAGUGAUUGGCUAAAAUCUGAAUAUCUUUUUAGAGACAAAGUUUAUUUUAUUUUUUAUGUUAUAAGAACAUAAGAACUAUACAAACGAGAGGAGGCCAUUCGGCCCAUCGAGUUCGCUUGGGGAGAACUUAACUAAUAGCUCAGAGUUGUUAAAAUCUUAUCUAGCUCUGAUUUAAAGGAACCCAAGGAUUCAGCUUGCACAAUGUUAUCAGGAAGACUUGUACACACUUUUUAGCAAUAAAACCAAUGGUUCUUCACAUUUAUACUAAUGCCAGCUUUGGAAAAUUCAGAGUAAGUCAUUCAGUGGUUGUAAUUGUAUAAAUCCUUAAUAUAAAUGAAUAUUUUACUCACGGCUUGCUCCAUUCUAUGCUACAUAAUCCUAAAAUAUCUACGAAUGAGGUGACACGGUGUUGGGAGAUUUGAAUUCUACCCUGUAUGUGUGGAGUUUGCAUGAUCUCCGUGUGUCACGUGGAAUUCCUCCAUCCUCCACAUGGUCCAGUUUCUCCUCACAGUCAAGAAACAUUCAGUUAGGCUCACUGGCCCUGCUAAUUUACCCCAUAGCAAAUGGUUGUGUUUGUUAGUGCAAAUGUGCCCUGCGAUGGACUGCCAUCCCAUCCAGGGUGACUCACCGCCUGUGCCCUGCGGGUGUACUCAAAUAUGUCAUUCAAUAAAACCUUCAGAUUUGUGUGCAUUCCUCUUGAAUAUAACAAAUGUAUUCAAAAGGAAAUUAAUCAGCCCAUUAAAAGUUGCAUAAUGAAA
Messenger RNA from Paramormyrops kingsleyae, 2492 nucleotides. It is a transcript of the gene dhcr7, whose product is annotated as 7-dehydrocholesterol reductase. The record is from RefSeq and is a predicted model, not a curated record. NCBI's taxonomy places the organism in Eukaryota, Metazoa, Chordata, Actinopteri, Osteoglossiformes, Mormyridae. Gene Ontology annotation, cellular component: endoplasmic reticulum membrane. Gene Ontology annotation, biological process: brassinosteroid biosynthetic process; cholesterol biosynthetic process. Gene Ontology annotation, molecular function: 7-dehydrocholesterol reductase activity.